UGUAUGGGGCACAGGUCUUCUUCGGCAUCCUUUGUCGUAUUCACAUUCAAGCGAGCCGUUCCUUCAGCCCCUGUUUUUGUGCUCGUUUCGCCGAUUCGGGUAUAUACGGACGAAAAGAUUUCACGGAAUAAAUUUUCGAUCGAGAAGAUCGCGGAAUUUUUCAUUGAAAAUAUUUCUUGUUUAUCGUCUUGAAUCGUGCAAUAUUUUUCCUUUUAAACUGCAAGACCGCCUCGAUGGAAUAUGUGCAUCGACGAUGUCAACAAAGGAGACACUGUUAACGAACGCGGACUGAAAUAUAAACUUGACUGAACGUCUCGUGACAGUCACGUGUGGCAUGUUUUAUGGAUUUCGUGCGGAUGAAAAUGUUUUGGAAGCACGAGUACGAUUUCUGCGAACGCUUUAUACAACCGGGAACCGUGCGAUUUCUCGCCGACCAAGCACAAAGAUUCUAAUCUCUUUAUAACCUGUUAUUUUUAAUACGAUACGAACUUAAAAAUCGCUGACCGUGAGUGUGUUUAGCAUUUUGUGUUUCUUUGAUCGUGCCGUUGGAAAUAAACUUCAAACUGUUCUAUGAAAAUAAAGUGCAACCUAUCUUAUCAAUUAUCUACUCGAGCAUGAGACAUGUUACGUUUCACCUGUCCAUUGAAAUAUUUAAUCGUAAACAAAACGAAGACACGUGUGCUGCGUUUUCAAAAGUGUACAAAGAAUGCUCUUUCCGUCAGUAUUUGGACGCAGUCGCUACGAAACGUAUAGUUCCUAUUAAAUGGAUAAAAUAUUUUCAUGUGUGAACCAUCGUGAUUUUUUUGUGACGGGUGUCGAAAAUAAUUUAAAUCCGAAAUUGUGCGGGUUAAAACUCGAAACUAACGGUUGGAGUUAACGCGGAACGAAGAACAGUUGGAUUCUGUGAAAAGAGGUUAUGUUUGCAACGCGUGAACGUUGAAAGUGGCGCAUAAACAAGUGGUUGUCCUGGAGACAUGUAAAAUAUACGAAGUAAAGGAUAAAUAGGAGUUUCGAAUGAAGGAAACGCAUUGAUAUAUCGCCAAGGGGAAUCAAGGUUUGGAUUAACCAUGUCUACUAAGAGGCGUCGUGGGCCUAAAUUAAACAUAGAACAUAAAAUAAUACAUGAAGGCCAUAAUAGAUAGGAUGAGUGGAUCUCGACAGAACGAAGCACGUUGCUUCAAUGAAAAUUCUCCACGGCCACCAGUACCUGGAGAGGAAACAGGAAACUACGUCAGCAGGUUCCGUCCACAGAGUCCAACUCUGACCCCUAGGCGUUCUUCUUUUGCAACACCAACAGCUUCAGGUUGCGAUGCUUCGGCACCUUUGGGAUUUGAACCGGAAGGUUGCUGUAGUACGACAACUAUGGAAAGCGAUUCACCACCAGCUUGUUUGCGGUGGGCCAGGAACCUGCAUUCCUUGCUGCAGGAUCCAGUGGGCUUGGAAUUGUUCAGAAAAUACCUGGAUCAAGAAGGCAGACCUCAUGCAAACCCUCUUAACUUCUGGUUUGCCUGUGAGGGUCUCAAGGAACAAGAUGAUCCUGAAAGGAUACAUCAAUUGGUUAAACUUAUCUACAGAAAGUUCUUCCUCAAGUCGCAGUUAGCUAUACCAGAAGAUGUACGAAAGGAGGCUAAUCGCAGGGUUAAAGAAGGGAGGGCAGAUGAAAGAGUAUUCGAUGCUGUACAGUUGGAAGUCGAACGUCUCAUUAAUGAGACUACGUAUCCAAACUUUCUACGAUCUGACAUGUAUCUUCAGUAUGUUCAGUCCUGCCAAAACCCAGAUUCUGGUGGAUGUCCUAGUUCAGGAUCCAGUCGGGAAAUGUCUGUUUCUUGUGGGCCAAGUUUAUUGCCCACUGUCCAUGAAGACAGUGAAUUUGUUAGUUCCAUACAUAGCUCGCAUUCAGCUAGUGAAACGCCUGGGGAAUUGAGGAGUGAGCUGAGAUUGACCAAAGAUAUGCUUAUGGCUACCCAACAAACGAGGGCGAUGGAUCUUCGACCAAAGCCAGAAGCAUAUGCUGGCAUUUACUUGCAACAUGGAACUAGUCCAUAUCAUAUGCUCGCACCCAGACUGCACGCACAAUAUUCCUCAUACAACCCAGUAUCCAGACAGGAUUCAGAACUUCAAAGCUUGAGCAGUGAUGCACGAACUGAAUCAGACAAUAUGUCUCUCACCGAUUCAUCAGUUGAUGGAGUAUCGAUGAAUAAACAACGAAGUAAGAAGCAGUAUAUAAGACAGUGUAGAGCUAUGAAGGAUUCAGCUAGUUUAAACCGUGAUCCACUGGCACACCAUACUAUCAUCCCUCGUACACAGCGAGUACCGCGUGAUCUUAUGCAUCCGUUAAAACCGGAAGAAUUUGCUCAAGUGCUUAUUGAGAAAUUAGAGAACGUCAAACGCGAACGAGAAUCUCAGGAAAAACUUGAUAGGCAUUUGCAAGAAAGCGAUACAAUUAAUAAGGAUGUACCUUUGGAGGUGCCAAGCGGAGCUCCAAAAGCGUUAGCCGAUGCAUUAAGAGAAAAAUUAUUGAUAGAAGAAGAUAACGAUCAAGCGAUUUUAGACCAACAUGUGUCACGAGUUUGGUCAGAUCUGACGCCUUCUAGAUCUCCUGGACUUUCAUCCCCAAGACUGCAUUCGCCUGAAAGAAGACGUUCUACGCACAAUUAUCCACGGCCGUACAAACAGAGGAAAGAGAAGGACGUUUUCUCUACGUUUUCAGCAGAUAGUGGUAAUAUUCACGAUUUUCAAGAAGGCAGCGAUCUUGUCGGAGCUGGCUCCAUGAGUUCACUAGGAUCUCACUUGCCUAAAUCUAAAUCCGUGCCAUCUGAUUACGCCGAUUCCCUCCAUAAGCAAGACCUAUAUCUCCAAGGUCAUGAUCAAAGAUUCCGAAGGUCAGAUAUGACCAGAAGAUCAGCCACAAAGAAAUCUAUGACAGAACUAACCGACAGUGGUGUAAGCGUUGUGAGCGAUGCACCACCGUCAACGAUUAGCAAAGAUAUUCGACUUUUAUCGUGGCUCAAGGAAACUGACAAGAAAGCAGAUGUCAAACAUAGUCGUCAUGGGAAAAAGUAUGGUUCUCGUAGUGGCUCGUUGGAAAGGACGACUAGGGAAACAUGGGGCGUUCCUGCCCAACCCUUUGUUGCUGAUCCAGGAAUGCCACCUUUACCCCAACCUCAUACAGCAACGCAAUUAGAAGAAGCGAGAAGAAGAUUAAUAGAGGAAGAUAGGGCACGUUCGAGUUGUAAACAACGUCAUUCUAAUAUUUCUAAACAGUCAUACGAGCCUACAAUGCAAAGUCAAUCUUAUGUCCAAUCGAAUCAAUCAACGUUAAAAAAGACGAAGCAAGAUAUUGGAGAUUUUACCACCGUUGUGUUCAGUUUCUGUGACGAACAGUUUCCUUAUAGGACUAAAAUUCCUGGUCAUAACGUCACUUUAAAACAAUUUAAAGAAUAUCUUCCUAAGAAAGGCAGCUAUCGAUAUUUCUUUAAAACUGAGUGCGAAGAUUUGGAUACAAAGGUUAUUCAAGAAGAAAUAACCGACGAUUCGGAGGUCUUACCUUUAUGGGAGGGUAAAGUUAUGGCGCAAGUCAAGGCGCUCGAGUGAUAGACUGAAACAAAGAUAUUCUGAAUAAAGAACGUGCUAACUUCGAACAAGUGCCGCAACUAAUUUUAUUUAAGAGGACCAGCAUUCUAUAAGAAGAAAAUCAUAAUAAGGCGAUACUCGGUGUUAGUUUAUUGAAGUUGCUAAAGCGGUUUCUUCCGCUUCGGUUAACCGAGAAAGUGCUUUUAAUCGAUGAAACAAAAAAUCUGUUAAAUAAGCAAAACCAUUAUAUGUUUAUUAAGUAAAAGAGAAGAAAAAAAGGAAACAAAACUAUGUAUGUUUUCAUUUCUCAUUUUGGAAAUUUAUUUUUGUUUUUAACAAAAUGGUUCUUCCAAUAUUCAUUUACAUUUUAUGUCUAUUUUUUCUUUUUAAUGUAUUUGGCAAUGAAAAUUACCAAUGUGGAAUCAUAGGUUGUACAUAAUUUCAAUAUGAUCUUUAUAAGAAGCGUUCCUUUUUCUAGCAAAGGUUUUGCAAAUACAAUCAAAAGAAAUCAA
Megachile rotundata (alfalfa leafcutting bee) is the source of this 4085-nucleotide messenger RNA. It is a transcript of the gene Axn, whose product is annotated as protein axin. The record is from RefSeq and is a predicted model, not a curated record. Gene Ontology annotation, cellular component: nucleus; plasma membrane; beta-catenin destruction complex. Gene Ontology annotation, molecular function: ubiquitin protein ligase binding; beta-catenin binding; protein kinase binding. Gene Ontology annotation, biological process: cell development; positive regulation of protein kinase activity; negative regulation of canonical Wnt signaling pathway. NCBI's taxonomy places the organism in Eukaryota, Metazoa, Arthropoda, Insecta, Hymenoptera, Megachilidae.